This is a messenger RNA of Penaeus vannamei (Pacific white shrimp), 1190 nucleotides long. The record is from RefSeq and is a predicted model, not a curated record. Lineage: Eukaryota; Metazoa; Arthropoda; Malacostraca; Decapoda; Penaeidae.
CAUGGGGGGAUGGAUGCCACAACAACCAUCUGUCAUCGUUACACUCCACGAGAGCAGUUGGAAGUGUUUGUCAAGACAGCUGACAUAAUUGUCACAGCUGCUGGCCUCCCAGGUCUUAUAACUGGUGACAUGAUCAAGCCAGGAUGUGCAAUAUUAGAUGUUGGCAUUAACAGAAUCAAAGACCCUGUUUCUGGAAAAGCCAAACUUGUAGGUGACUGUGAGUUUGAAAGUUGUGCAGAGAAAGCAGCAUAUAUAACUCCUGUUCCAGGAGGUGUUGGACCCAUGACUGUUGCUAUGCUAAUGCGCAAUACCGUUUUGGCAGCAAACAAACAUAUAUCAUACUGAUAACAAGUAAAAGGUUAUGAUAUAGUUGCUGUCUUGCAGAGAUAUUUUUAAAAUCUUCAGUAAGAAAACAUACUAGGAAUGUUUUGAUUGCAAAGGUAUCAUGAACUAAAUGUGAUAAGGUUUUAUGCUUAAUAGGAUAAGCAAGAAUCGAAACAGUAUUAUUAGAGAUGUGAUAAAUGUCUGUUAUAUGACUGGGAAAUGAAUGAGUCAGUCUGUUCAUCAUUAUUGCCCAUUAACAGUGAAGUUUUCAUACACAUACAGUUUAUUACCUUAGUUUUUUCUUUUGUCUUUUUGAACAUCCCAUAUUUGUCAUUAUUGAUAGUUAACUGUUUAGUUGUUUUUUCUUUCUAAUUAAUUAUUUUUAAGUUAUUUAGUUUCUUUAUUCAAAUCUGGUUAUGGAAAGGGCUUAUAAUAGUGAGUGAUGUGAUACUACUUGGUGUGAGAAAAUACUUUCUUUGGUUUAAAGUUAUGUAAUCAGUACAGUUUUGUAAUGAAAGUAUAUUUUUGCUAAUUAAAAAGAUUACUUGUUUAAAUACAGACUAUAAAAUGUGGCAGUCAAGACAGACUGUAUCUGAAGGAAGCUUCCACUUUCAAUUGAUAUGCCAAGUUUUGUACCAAUGAGGACAAGUUAUAAUUAAAACCAUAGUAAAGAAUUUACUACUGUUGUCUGAUUUUGUAUAUUUGAUAUUAUAGCAAUUACACCACACUUUUUUGUACCAGUUAAUGAGAUCUGUUAGUUGGUUAGGAGAAUGUGCAAAAUAGCUAUAAUCACAAUUUUUUUCCUUGCAUUGUCACCAGUUUAUGCUCGCCCCUGACUUCUUUUUUAAUAAAUUAUAAAAGUUGAA